Messenger RNA from Lactuca virosa, 483 nucleotides. Lineage: Eukaryota; Viridiplantae; Streptophyta; Magnoliopsida; Asterales; Asteraceae. The record is from the annotation of a GenBank genome assembly.
AUGUCAGCACCAGCACUUGUUGUCCUUCUAUGCCCUGAAACUUUGCUCUCAUGUUUCUCAUCAAGGCUGGGCACAUCAGAUAAUUUACUGAUUUCAAUUCAAGACAAGAUAAAAGGGGAAGACACGAUGAGUGAAUUGGACAAGAAACAUAAAAAAGAGAAUGAAGAAAGACUGGAAGAAGUCAAGAAUGCACUCUCUCUCAAGACACUCAAUCUUAUUUCACUACAUUUAAGAAUUGACCAAAAUAGUCCUUUUAACAUAAUAACAAAACUUUUCGUUCCUAUGCUUAGACAAGAAAAAACUCGCAGCAGCCUCCCUUCUUCUUCUCGUGCCUCCUCAGGCGAUUCCCGAUUACCUGCCGUCGAUAGCUCGCCGCUGACUUCUAUCGCCGGAUACCGUCACACCCAACAGCACCGGCGACCGUUGCAUACCACAGAUUCUAUUCGAUUCAGGUGCGAUUUUCUUUAUCCUGCUUUCGUUUAA